AUGUUCCUGAGCCCCGGCGAGGGGCCGGCGGCGGAGGGCGGGGGGCCGGGCCCGGGCGAGGAGGCCCCCAAGAAGAAGCACCGGAGGAACCGCACGACCUUCACCACGUACCAGCUGCACCAGCUGGAGAGGGCCUUCGAGGCCUCCCACUACCCAGACGUUUACAGCCGCGAGGAGCUGGCGGCCAAGGUGCACCUGCCUGAGGUGCGCGUGCAGGUGUGGUUCCAGAACCGACGGGCUAAGUGGCGCCGCCAGGAGCGUCUGGAGUCAGGCUCCGGGGCUGUGGCAGCCCCAAGGCUCCCCGAGGCCCCAGGACUGCCGUUUGCCCGCCCCCCAGCCAUGCCACUGCCCCUGGAGCCCUGGCUGGGCCCCGGGCCCCCGGCUGUUCCAGGCCUCCCGCGCCUCCUGGGCCCAGGCCCGGGGCUGCAGUCACCCUUUGGCCCCCAUGCCUUUGGUCCAGCCUUCACGGAGGGCUUCCCCCUGGAGGAGGCAUCCUUGCGGCUGCUGGCCAAGGAGCACGCACAGGUUCUGGACAGGGCUUGGCCCCCAGCCUGAGUGGGGCCCACCCAGCCCAGUCUUCUCCGCCUGUCCAUGGCCACCCAUGCUGGAGCCCCCAUCCC
Mustela lutreola (European mink) is the source of this 620-nucleotide messenger RNA. It is a transcript of the gene RAX2, whose product is annotated as retina and anterior neural fold homeobox 2. Gene Ontology annotation, biological process: positive regulation of transcription by RNA polymerase II. Gene Ontology annotation, molecular function: DNA-binding transcription factor activity, RNA polymerase II-specific; RNA polymerase II cis-regulatory region sequence-specific DNA binding. The transcript is spliced from 2 exons. The coding region runs from base 1 to 555 and encodes 184 amino acids. Lineage: Eukaryota; Metazoa; Chordata; Mammalia; Carnivora; Mustelidae. The record is from RefSeq and is a predicted model, not a curated record.